Molecule: messenger RNA, 1677 nt
Organism: Macadamia integrifolia
Lineage: Eukaryota; Viridiplantae; Streptophyta; Magnoliopsida; Proteales; Proteaceae
Product: 3-ketoacyl-CoA synthase 12-like
Exons: 2
Coding region: 238-1614 (458 amino acids)
Biological process (GO): fatty acid biosynthetic process
Cellular component (GO): membrane
Molecular function (GO): acyltransferase activity, transferring groups other than amino-acyl groups
Source: RefSeq, a predicted model, not a curated record
UAAACCAGAUUCUCUGAUUACUCAAUCAAGAACGAUCAAGAGCAGCCUGGAGAUUUAUUAUUUCUUUUAAGAAGAAUUCAUAUCAGGGGCCCUUAUCUUUUCACUCGGCUUCUUUUUAUUUUGGAAGUUGGGCCACGAAUCUGUAGUGUACUCUGUAAAGUUAAAGAUUCAUAAAGCCAUGAACUAACACAGGUUGUUGGCCGUUAAGAAGUCAUAGAUCAAAUCCCUCAUCCCUUCAUGGAGUUCUUGAUGAUAACCGCGUUUUUUCUUGCAAUUCCAUCAAUAAUAUCCUUCCUCAUCAAGCUCAUAGAUCAAUGGAGAAACCAUGGAAACUGCUACAUACUCCACUAUGAGUGCUUCAAGCCCUCCGACGACAGGAAGGUGAACACAGAAUUUUCCGGCAACAUUAUAAAGAAAAACAAGAACCUGGGCAUCGAGGAAUACAGAUUCUUAUUACGAGCCAUGGUCAGCUCCGGUAUCGGCGAAGAGACUUACGCACCAAGAAACGUCAUCUUGGGUAAAGAAGAAUCUCCUACUCUUCUCGAUGGAAUCUACGAAAUGGAAGAAUUCUUCUAUGACACCCUCGAUAAACUCUUCCACCGGACCGGAGUUUCUCCGUCGGAGAUCGAUAUACUCGUCGUGAAUGUAUCGAUGUUUUCGCCGGAACCCUCGUUAGCUGCAAGGAUAAUCAAUCGAUACAAGAUGAGAGAAGACAUUAAAGUCUUUAAUAUCUCCGGGAUGGGUUGUAGUGCAAGCCUUAUCUCCAUUGAUAUCGUCCAGAACAUCUUCAAGUCUUACAAGAAAGCGUUUGCUGUAGUGGUGACGUCGGAGUCGAUUGGUCCAAACUGGUAUUCCGGCAACGAAAAGUCAAUGAUUCUGGUCAACUGUCUUUUCCGGUCCGGUGGGUGUUCUAUACUGUUAACAAAUAACCCAACUCUCCGGAACCGGGCCAUUUUCCGGCUCAAGUGUCUUGUGCGAACCCACUUAGGAGCCAAUGAUGAAGCCUAUGAGUGUGCGGUUCAGAAGGAAGACGGGUUAGGCCGACCCGGGUUUCACCUCAGCAAGGACUUGCCUAGGGCUGCCACAAAAGCCUUCUUUGAGAAUCUCAGUGUGUUAGCCCCCAAGAUUCUACCCCUGAAGGAUCUGGUCCAGUAUAUAGUUUCUGGGUCUGGCAAGGGUAGAGGAGAAAAAAAUAGAACCGGUCCGACCGUGAAAUUGAAGAAUGGCAUUGACCAUUUUUGUUUGCACACAGGUGGGAAAGCGGUUAUUAAUGGCGUCGGGAAGAGCUUAGGGCUGACGGAGUAUGAUUUAGAGCCGGCGAGGAUGACGCUUCAUCGAUUCGGGAACACGUCGGCGAGUAGCCUUUGGUAUGUGCUGGGGUACAUGGAGGCUAAGAAAAGACUUAGGAAAGGUGAUAAGGUGUUAAUGAUAAGCUUUGGUGCAGGUUUCAAGUGUAAUAGCUGUGUGUGGGAGGUAAUGAGAGAUUUGGAAGAUGAGAAUGUGUGGAGAGAGAGUAUUUCUAGCUAUCCUCCAAAAAACCUAGUAAACCCUUACAUGGAAAAGUAUGGUUGGCUGAUGGAGGAGGACGCUCAUGAAACACUCCCCAGGGUUUGAACAAAUUAAUAUUCGUUCUUCUUGCAAUUCCUUGAAUAAUAUUGCCUCCUAUUAUUUUCUCAA